UUGAUUAGGAAGUUUCGUGAAAAUUAACGCUGUUAAUGUUUAAGCAGUCAAGCUAUUUGGAUCAGAAUCCUUAGCACCUAAGAUUUCUUGGUUUUCUUUCUCUAUAAACAUCUCCAACUCUUGAUCCAAACUCAUAUAAAGACAUAUGGCUAACCAAGGUAAAGAAGAAAAGAUUGAUUAUUUCUACAUGUUACCUGAAGGAUGUCUAGCACAUUCGAUCUCCUAUACUACACCUGUGGAUGCCUGCAGGCUGAGACUAGUAGCUUCGAGUGUCCGUGUGAUCGCUGAUUCUGAUGCUGUUUGGGAGCGAUUCCUUCCAUCGGAUUAUCAACAACUCAUUUCCAGGGCUGUGCCUGAUGAUCAGGGACUCCUUCAUUAUAUGCUGGCCUCAGCUUCUAAGAAGGAAUUUUAUAUAUUUCUAUGUGAUCAGCCUUUGGUCAUUGACAACGGUGCUCUGAGCUUUUCCCUGGACAAGCCAACAGCGAAGAAAUGUUUUAUGAUAGCCGCCAGUGAGCUCCAAAUAACAUGGGGCGACUCUCCUCUGUACUGGAGUUGGAAAUCGGAUCCCGAAUCAAGAUUCACAAAGGUUAUAGAGCUGAUGGAUGUUUGUUGGUUUGAAAUUUGUGGAAAGAUAGACACUUCGUUGUUGUCUCCAGAUACCGCUUACACAACAUUUCUUGUCUAUAAGGCAUCAGGAGACCUCUCGGGCUUCAAGGACCAACCAAUAGAAAUUUCGGUUGGGAUCUCUGGCGAAGACAGCAUGAACCGCAUUGUUUAUCUGGAUCACAGUGUUGAGGUUCAACGCGGAACUACCACCUUACCUAGGCGAAGGGGUUUGUUCCAUAGAUUUAGAGCCAAACAACAAAGGCCUCAAGCUGCUGUGUCUCAAGUUGCUGAAAAUCGAUAUCCAGUGAUAAGGAAAGACGGAUGGUUGGAAGUUGAAUUGGCCGAGUACUAUAACAAGGACUUGGAGAACACGGAACUGGAGAUUAGUUUGAGGGAAGUGAAAAAAUUGAACUGGAAAAGGGGUCUCGUUAUUCAAGGGAUUGAGAUCCGGCCUAAGGUAGUAACGUAACAGUUAAAUCGACAUUUUGUCUAUCAUCUGUGUUCUGUAUUUUAUAUGAAGCACUGGAUUUCACAUUAAGCCAUUGUACUUCUGGCACCAGUUAUAUCAAAUGUAUCACUAGUUACAUUAUAUGUCAUUAAUGAUAAUAUAAAUAUUUGCUCUUAUACUAU
This is a messenger RNA of Daucus carota subsp. sativus, 1236 nucleotides long. Its product is annotated as putative F-box protein PP2-B12. The record is from RefSeq and is a predicted model, not a curated record. NCBI's taxonomy places the organism in Eukaryota, Viridiplantae, Streptophyta, Magnoliopsida, Apiales, Apiaceae. Gene Ontology annotation, molecular function: protein binding. The coding region runs from base 146 to 1075 and encodes 309 amino acids. The transcript has a single exon.